CGUCUCCUGCAGCUCGGGCCGGCCAUGCUUCGCCUUCUGCUCCGAGCGGCCGGGCUGGUAGCGCUGCUUCCCGUGGGGCUCGGCGCAGCUGCCAAGUUGACCAAGAAGUCCCUUCACAACCACAUUCUAACCUACUGGAAACUCAUAUAAAACAGGAAGGUGCAGGGACUGUCAGUCGGUAGAGAUGAUUUCCUUCAAGCAAUUGCCGCUUGAAGCAAAGGCUGCAGGGGCUGCUGGAGUUGUCUUCUUCUCCAUGAUGAUAUCCCGGACCUUCCUGGCAGAGCAACUUGAGUUUGGCACACAGAGGUGGCUGCGGAGAUUACAGAUGGCAUUGUUUGUUAAUGCGCUGAUGCUCAUAGGUUCUCUUUACAUCUGGAGAUGUAUAGUGACCACAUUCUACAGGCUUUCAGCUGCUAACUCCUAUUGUUUCAUGCCAUGGAAAAUAGCUGUGCUAAUGUUUCUAGGUUUGGCACACUCUAGCUUUUUUACAUUGCUGUUUCUUGUUGCAGAAGAGCCCUAUUUCUUUUCCUUAGCUUCUUACACAUGUCUAGGAGCCUAUAUAAUCCUUAUUUUCUUUCUCUUCACUCUGGGCUCUGUAGAGCAAGUUUAUAAACUCUUGGUCAGCAGAGGUGCUAAGACAAGUGGUAUCAAUAAGAGUAGUAAAGCUGUCAUGAAACCUGUUUUGGCUGUUAUGGUGACAGUUGCACUGACUGCUGUUGGGUUGUUGAAUGCUUCCCAGCCUCCUGCAGUGACCUCAGUGGUGAUUCCUCUUCUCAAACUGCCUUCGUCCAUGGACGGCCUGAAGGUGGUGUUGCUAUCAGAUAUUCAUCUGGGACCCACUGUAGGGAAGACUAAACUUGCAAUGGUUGUGCAGAUGGUCAAAGCUUUAAAACCCAAUAUCACUGUGAUUGUAGGUGAUCUGUCAGAUUCUGAAGUGAUGGCCAUCCGACCUGCUGUCGAACCUCUUAGUGAGCUUAAUUCCCCAUUGGGAAAUUUUUUUGUCACUGGAAACCAUGAGUAUUAUACUUCUGAUGUCAACAGCUGGUUUGAAUUACUGAAGUCAUUUAACAUUCAUCCACUCCACAAUGAGAAUGUGAAGAUCUCUUCUCCAAGGAGCAGCAAUGAUUGGUUCUGUCUGGCUGGGGUUGAUGAUAUUGAGGCUCAGGUGUUGCACUAUUCUGGGCAUGGCAUGGAUUUAAAAAAAGCCCUAGUUGACUGCAGUACUGAUCAUGCAAUAGUACUUCUGGCUCAUCAACCACUGGCUGCAAAAUGGGCUCUCCAAGAUCGGCCAGACAUAAAUUUGAUCCUUUCUGGCCACACUCAUGGUGGGCAAAUAUUCCCUCUGAAUGCUGGUGCCUAUUUGCUGAAUCCCUUCUUUGUUGGCUUGUAUAAAGUUGGACAGAGCACUUUCGUAUAUGUCAGCCCGGGGACUAUGUAUUAUGGAAUUCCAAUGAGGCUGGGCAGCAGAGCUGAAAUAACGGAGAUCAUCCUGCGCUCUCCCUGAAUGGUCUGCCAACUUACAAAUUCUGUCUCCUCUAUCAGCCAGUAGAACUGACGGUUUGAGUCACAAGUCCCCAAGCCAAGUCCGUCCCUGAUGUAACUCCGGGGAAGUCACUGAAGUUAGAAGUGAUGGACUUGGUUCUGUAUUUUUUACCCAGCAACUGGGGAGAGAGAACUUAAAAACAAAGUAGCUGUGACUCAAAAGAAAAGAAUGCAAAAUUAUUGAAAAGGCUACUCGGAGUGCCAUUGCAGCCAUACCCAAAUCCUAUGAUCACUUUUUGUGAAAAUAAACCAUAUACAUUGGAGAAUCAAUAUGCAUAUUUAUAAAUCAUAGUACUGAUAUAAUGAAUGCAUUGAACACUAAGAUUGUUACUGUUCCAAGCAAUUAAUAAAAAGUUAAUAUUGUU
This is a messenger RNA of Malaclemys terrapin pileata, 1907 nucleotides long. RefSeq names its product transmembrane protein with metallophosphoesterase domain (gene TMPPE). NCBI's taxonomy places the organism in Eukaryota, Metazoa, Chordata, Testudines, Emydidae. Gene Ontology annotation, molecular function: hydrolase activity. The transcript is spliced from 4 exons. Bases 185 to 1504 code for a protein of 439 amino acids. The record is from RefSeq and is a predicted model, not a curated record.